ACCAAACCAUCUCACUACAUCCUCCAUUUACCAACCUCUCUCUACUUUCUUUUCCUUUCUUCAAUAGAGUGAACACUAUGGACAUGUUUGAAAUUAAACACCAAAACAUAGGAACACAUACUCAAAAGAUGAAAACUCAUUCCUAUCUAAUUAACCUUACUCAACUAUUCAUUUCAAUAUCAGUCUUUUCCUUCAUCUUUUCACCUUCUUCUUUGUUUGUUUUUCUUCAUUACUUCAAAUUCUAUUUCUCUACUUUUCCUUUUCAACUUUACACUCAUAACAUAGACAAGAAUAGCAUGUUCCUCCUUUGUAAUGGUCUUCUUGUUUUUGUUGGUUUAACUAAAUCUUUCUCAUGGUCUUCUAGUGAUGAUGAUGAUGAUGAUGAUAAACCUUCAAAGUUACAAUAUAUAGAUGAUGAUUCACAAUCUCAUGUACUUGAUGUUGAUCAGCCAAUGUUGGAGAGAGAAAAUGAGAUGAGAAGUAGUGAGCUUGAUGAACAGAAUGAUGCAACAGAGGAAGAAAUAGAAAGAAAAACAUGUUCUGAAGAAGUGAAAGAAAAGGUUGAAAAUACCAUUUUUAUAGAUGAAGAACAAAGAGAAGAAGAAGUUGAACUAUUUGAUGAAGAGGAGGAUAAAGGGUCAGAAAUUGAUUACAUUCUAAUUGAAGAAAACAACAUAGAAGAGGAAGAGGAAGAAGAAUAUGAUAUAGAAGAAGAAGGCAGUGUAUUAAGCACAGAAGAGUUAAACAAAAAAUUUGAAGAUUUCAUUAGAAAAAUGAAAGAAGAUCUAAGAAUUGAAGCUAGAAGGCAAUUAGUCAUGGUCUGAUUUCAUUAACAACAACCAUGAUCAUGAUCUUCUUUUUCUUUUUUGUUUUUUGUUUUGGUCCUGCUUCUAGGCUAGUAAAUUGCUGUGCCUUUUUUUUCUUUCUUCUUUUCAAUUCUCCUUUUUUCUUGUACUUCAGUUAUAUGCAACUCUUAAAUUUUGCAAAACUAUUUCUCUGAUUUCCCCUUAUGUCA
Molecule: messenger RNA, 1015 nt
Organism: Cicer arietinum (chickpea)
Lineage: Eukaryota; Viridiplantae; Streptophyta; Magnoliopsida; Fabales; Fabaceae
Source: RefSeq, a predicted model, not a curated record